Molecule: messenger RNA, 1281 nt
Organism: Actinia tenebrosa (Australian red waratah sea anemone)
Lineage: Eukaryota; Metazoa; Cnidaria; Anthozoa; Actiniaria; Actiniidae
Product: adenosine receptor A1-like
Biological process (GO): G protein-coupled receptor signaling pathway
Cellular component (GO): plasma membrane
Molecular function (GO): G protein-coupled receptor activity
Source: RefSeq, a predicted model, not a curated record
AUCAAGCAUUUCAAUUUACAUAUAAGUGCCUUAAAUUUUGCCGCAGACUUUUUUAAAGAGAUUGGCCAUUUUGUCAAGGCAAGAAUGUCGAACGACAGCGUCAGUGCUUCGUGUGUUGGCGUUUCUGCACCAAGAUAUCUUUCCAUCCUCACUACGACAGUGUCUUUAAGUCUUACACUAGUAACURUUCCAGGAAACUCUCUGAUAUGUUACGCCAUUUUGAAAGAUCCAUUCCACGAGCUACGAACUCCGUUCACUUUUCUGAUUCUAAGUCUCGCGAUGACAGACCUCUUGGUUGGAAUCUUAAUGGAUCCUAUAUCGACAGUAUUCCAUCUUAGCGAAGCACUCAAAAUAGAACUCGUAGAUAUUCGGGUCCUCCACAUAUCUUACUUCAUUCUGUCGACAGCUUCGAUCCUCUCUUUGGGUGCAUUGACAAUCGACAGAUACGUUGCUGUGAUCUACCCUCUGAAAUACAAAAGCUAUUUGUCUACAAAGAAGUGUAUCUAUCUAUCCUUGGUUAUUUGGCUGGUAUCRAUAGGACUUAGUAUGGUUUAUUUUAAAUUUGGGUAUAUAUUUUACUCUUUAAUUUUCGCCAGUACCGCUGUUCUUCUAACUUUUCUGGUACUAUUGUUCGUCUAUGUCAGCAUCUUCAAUCGUCUUCGUAAACAGGUAAGGUCAUUAAGCCGUCAAAGAGCUUCGAGCACACAAGCAAACAGAGUGAAUAAAAAGAAAAUCUCCAGUUUAAAAUGGGAAGCGAAGGUUACAAAGGCUUUGGUACUAGUCUUACUCGCCUAUAUUCUCUGCUUCGCUCCAGCAUGCAUCAUUAUUUACGUCCUAAACUUUUGUACGAAAUGCAACUGCGAGUUUAUUCACUGGCUUAGAGACUUGCAGUUUGUAAUUGUCCUACUAAACUCUGCGAUUAACCCUUAUUUGUACGCUUGGCGUAUGCCGCAGUUCAAGAAAGUUUUAUUUAAGUUUUGUACGUGGCUUAGAUCAAGCAAGAUUGAUUCCUGYGAAGUGCCAGGGACGACGUCCAAAGUGGACAACUUGAAAGUGGAAACCGAUGAAGAAAAUUCACAACGCUUAAAGCGAGAAGAAGGAAGCAAAAAUGUCACUGUUACUGUAAGCAUCACUUUGUGAGAAAAGGGAACUGGCCAAAAUAGCAUAUGAACACACUGGGUAUUUAGAAUCUAAGAAAAGACGAUGCCGAAUCAGUGUCCUUCCUGCGCAAUUCAAAAAGACUGAGAAGAAGAAGAAGAAGAAGAAGAUGAAGAUGAAGAU